AUGUCCUUCGACCAGCUCUCGUCCCUCGAAGCGGGGCGCCGCCGAGGGCCGACGACCUCCUCCCGCUACACCGAUGAUCCCGAGUUUGCGCGGCUGUCGCAGGACCUGAUGAACAAGCUGUUUCGGCUGAAUGGCAACAACCAGCGCCUGGCCGGCGAGAUUGGGCAUCUGGGGACCCGGCGCGACACGCCGCGCGUGCGAGAACGCGUGCACGAGCUGAUUGAGGAAAGCCGCGACAUGUUUAAGCAGGUCGGCGAGGGAGUGAAGAAGAUACAGGCUUGGGAGGAUGUCACUCCCACACAACGCUACAUGCAACAAAAACUCUCCCGCGAAUUCCAGACCUCCCUCGCCGAGUUCCAAUCCCUCCAGCGUCAAGCCCUCGAGAAGCAGAAAGCAUCCGUCUCCGCCGCCCGCGCCUCUUUUGAGUCGGAACACCAUGCCCCCUCUGCAACCGGCGCCCCUGAGCAACACCAACUCCUCCAGCAACAACAGGAAUUGACACAUUUGGCUCCCCAAGACGAAGUCGACUUCCAAGAAGCCUUGAUCCUCGAACGGGAAGAGGAAAUCCGCAACAUCGAGCAAGGCGUGAGCGAUCUGAACGUGCUGUUUCAGCAAGUUGCGCAGCUGGUGGCCGAGCAGGGCGAGGUACUGGAUACCAUUGAGAGGAAUGUCGAGGCAGUUGGGGAUGAUACCCGGGGCGCGGAUAGGGAGUUGAGGGCAGCUGCGAGGUAUCAAAAGCGGGCGAGGAGCAGGAUGUGUUGCUUGUUGAUGAUCCUGACGGUGAUUUUGACGAUUAUUUUGCUGGCGAUUUUUGUGGGUUGA
This is a messenger RNA of Thermochaetoides thermophila DSM 1495, 822 nucleotides long. Its product is annotated as SNAP receptor-like protein. Lineage: Eukaryota; Fungi; Ascomycota; Sordariomycetes; Sordariales; Chaetomiaceae. Bases 1 to 822 code for a protein of 273 amino acids. Gene Ontology annotation, cellular component: membrane; endomembrane system; SNARE complex. Gene Ontology annotation, molecular function: SNAP receptor activity; SNARE binding. The record is from RefSeq and is a predicted model, not a curated record. The transcript has 2 exons. Gene Ontology annotation, biological process: Golgi to vacuole transport; intracellular protein transport; vesicle fusion.